GCCCAGUGUAGUUAAGGCCACUGUGUCCCUGUCUGUUGGAUGUCUUUUAGCAUUUGGGACCAGGAACAAAAGAAGAUCUUCAUGAGAUGAGUUAAGGAAGCAUCGCAAUUAUGAGCUUCUUUGAAAAACUAAAGAAUCUUGGACCUCCAGCUCCACCUAAGAGAAUAGAAGAGAAUGCAGGUUAUGGCUGGCCAGAUGAUGAGUUUGAUGAGGAAGACGUGGACACAUAUGAAGCACCCCCCAAAUGUGAGAGUCCGACCGUUAAGGUUCCUCCCAGGCCGGUGGAGGAGAACGUUUAUCUAGGGCUGACGUCCAAUCCCACGAUCUCCCACAGGCAUGCUCCGCCUCCUAGGCCAAUGAAGAUAGCGCCGAUGAAGCAGCAGCAGCAGGACUCAGAGGAGUUCUACAUUGACCCCAACUGCUCCAAACCCCCAGAGGUACACCGGAAUGCUAAACCAGGGAAGAAGCCCGCUCCCAAGAAGCCUGCUGCACCGCCAAUGCGCACGGUCCCCGCCCCCAUCCCCGCGCCCAUGCCCGCCCCCCGUCUCAAUACGAGGAAGACGUGUACCUGGAUCCUAACGAGGAGCAGGUGAGCCGCGCCGGACGUGACCCGUGAAGCACAGCUGCUGUCAGAGGAGCCAGUGGUACUGAUGCCAGUGUGUGUGUGUGUGUGUGUGUGUGCGCGCGCGUGUGUGUUUGUGGGUUUCAGGAAGACAGU
Messenger RNA from Osmerus eperlanus (European smelt), 718 nucleotides. RefSeq lists its product as uncharacterized. The record is from RefSeq and is a predicted model, not a curated record. The transcript has 9 exons. Lineage: Eukaryota; Metazoa; Chordata; Actinopteri; Osmeriformes; Osmeridae. Bases 111 to 593 code for a protein of 160 amino acids.